CUCAGUUACUUCCUGACAUUCGUGCUAGAAAGAUGAAAUUCUUGGGAAUCCUCGCGGUGUGGCUCUUUUCGCGCUCUUUUGCUGAACCCGUGAUGGAAGUUGGGCCGUUAGAGAGGGAAAAGCGUUUUAUUAUUUUCCCACCGACAUCUCCUACGCGUCAUCAGUUUAUUUUUGGUAUCGGUAUCCCUCUGGAUUUGGAUUCAAUAGCCGUGACCACGGGAUAUGUCUUCAAAGCACAAUACUUCCUGCCCACAAAACCGGAACAACUGCGUAUAAGUCCAAUAUGGGAGACCAAGAAAGUGCGUCGGGAUAUACCAUCAGCAUCAAAUUACUCUCAAUCCGAGAUGGAGUUUGAUGGUCACAGAGAGGUCUACAAUGUGGAUAAUGUGCUCAUAGAGGAAUCACCAAUCGCCGUGGAUGAGGAGGAUUACGAGUGGAUGAAAGAGGAUGAGGAUGAAUUGCAGGAAGUCGAGAAAACAUUCGAAACUGAUGAUGAUUUUACCGUCGAUCACACUCGAUGGCAUAUCUACAGAGGAUUAGAAGCCAUUGCUAAUGAGCAUGGAUUUGGGGGACGAGCAUGCGUGCUGAGGCUUAUUUGUGAAGCUGCAGAGGUGCCUCUGGAUCAAAAGAGCGGGAUUCUCUCUGAGCUGGUUCACAUCCUCCUGACCCCAUCCACGACAAACGAGAAAGUUUCCCAACACUCGGAUAAUGAAUAUUUCAGAGCAGAACAACUCGGGCAAUCUGGUGUAUCGUGCAGUCGGGAAUUUGGCGAAUGCAAGGGCUCCCUUCUGGACAUCAUCUCCUCCGUUCACGACCCAAUGGUUGAUGAGAUAGUGAAAAUCAUGACGUAAUUUUUAAGAAAUAAUUAUUUUUAAAAUAAAUUUACGUGCACAACAUUCUGUGCC
Lutzomyia longipalpis is the source of this 905-nucleotide messenger RNA. RefSeq lists its product as uncharacterized. The transcript is spliced from 2 exons. The record is from RefSeq and is a predicted model, not a curated record. NCBI's taxonomy places the organism in Eukaryota, Metazoa, Arthropoda, Insecta, Diptera, Psychodidae. Bases 33 to 851 code for a protein of 272 amino acids.